AGGCGUUUUACGCUUUUACUCUUUAACCUUUGUUCUUUCUUCUGUCAAAACUCAAAAGCUUCAGCGUCGUUCUUAGCUUUAGGGUUUUGCGACAGGAAUCUGUCGCCAUGGAUCUUUCAGAGCUCAAUUCACCUGAAAUGCAGAAAUUCUACUCCGAAGAACAGCAAAAGGCUGUGAUUACUGAAACAGUGGCUAAGGCUACAAGCGAAUGUUGGGACAAAUGCAUCACGGGUACACCUGGGAAUAAAUUCAGUUCCAGUGAAGCUUCUUGUCUUUCAAACUGCGCCCAGCGUUUCGUCGAGACGAACAUACUUAUCUGGAAAAGGUUUCAGAGCAUGCAAUGAAUUAUCGAGGGCUUCAAUGUGCUUUCUCAUUCAAAUUACCAGUGCCAGAAUCUUAAUAUUGUUUAGCAGUUAGCACUUUCUUGGACUAAAAUUUUUUUACCCUCCUGGCAUACCUGAAACUCAAGGGUUUUUUGAAAAAAAAAAAAAGAUAGAAUACAGAGUUUAAUGUUUUUGUUGGUUCACGAAAAGUACUUAUAGCAAGUGUUUUAAAUUGCCAUGCGAGCAAAGUCAUUUAUUCAUGCCA
This is a messenger RNA of Arachis stenosperma, 588 nucleotides long. Its product is annotated as mitochondrial import inner membrane translocase subunit TIM8-like. The coding region runs from base 108 to 344 and encodes 78 amino acids. Lineage: Eukaryota; Viridiplantae; Streptophyta; Magnoliopsida; Fabales; Fabaceae. The record is from RefSeq and is a predicted model, not a curated record. The transcript is spliced from 2 exons.